AUGAGUUGCGUACUUGAUCACGUAUGCUCACUUCAAAAACGUUUCUGGCCAGAAGACGUGGCUUCUGCAAUCUGAUGUGAUCCCAGGAGAACCACCGACCGGCGUUCCACGGCGGCGUCGUCGUCAAGAUCAACGUCAACCAGCGUUACGCCACGACGGCUACUACUCACGCCGUCCUCAAGCAGGUCGCCUUCGAAGCCGGCGUUCCUCUCCAGGUUCAUCCGAGACGAACUUUGAAAAAAACAGAAAAUGUUCAGAAAAUGAUCGUGAAGAACGAUUCGCCGUGCGGAUCUACGGUUGGUCCGAUUUUGGCGACGAAAUUGGGCCUCCAGACGGUUGACGUCGGUUGUCCGCAGCUUGCCAUGCAUUCUAUCAGGUUAGAAAAAAAAAUAGAUCUCCAUAUAAAUAAAUUUGAGGAAAAUAUCGUUGGAAAAUAAGGAAAAAAGAGAACUUAGCUUUGAAUUUUCAAAGAAAACCCUCAUAAAUGAGCCCAAGAAUUGUUUCGAAAUAGAAAAAUCGAAUCGAAUCGAAUGGAGAGGAAAAUCUUAAUUUUUAAAUUCUAGUCAGAAUGAGCAAAUAACUUUAUGAAUAUUAUGAUAAAAAGAAAUGGAUUUGAGAGAAACGAUCGAAGGAGGAAAAAAAUAGUCGCUCCCAAAAACCAGCAGGAAAAAAUCCCUGAAAAUAAAAUUUCAACCAAAAAUUAAUUUUUCCUGACAAAACUUUGAAAUUUGCCCUGUCUCGUUGAUAACAGUUGAGCUCUAAUGAAAAAAAUUAUCUCAAUUUUUUUAUUUUUGGAAAUUUCACAACGCGAUCUGACUGUUUUUGCUUUUUCUGUAACCAAAAAAAUCUAAAAACUUUUUGACUUAUUUCAAUUAUCAUCUUUGCACAUUCUCAUUGAAAGACAUCGUUUUUUUCCAAUAACUCUGGCUUUUCAGAGAAUUCGCAGACACUUCCAGCAUCCACCAGGCCAUUGAACUUUACAAGGUAGACAUUUUUUUUCAAGACAAAAUGAAUAUUUUAAAUUUCAGAAAUUCUUCUCGCGCCUGCCCCAAGUCCUCUCCAACGUUGUCUAA
Caenorhabditis auriculariae is the source of this 1073-nucleotide messenger RNA. NCBI's taxonomy places the organism in Eukaryota, Metazoa, Nematoda, Chromadorea, Rhabditida, Rhabditidae. The record is from the annotation of a GenBank genome assembly.